UGCAAUUUUUAUUUUCUUUUAUUUUUUCAUUUAAUGGGCUGAUCAAGCGAAGGGUUCAGUGUACAAUUUUGUCAAUGCCAAUGUAAAACAAAUUGAUUGUUAAAUUUUGAAUUUCAGAUUUUUUUCAACGCUGCUUAAAAUCACAAGCAAAAAAACCUAAACGGGCAUUUCAGAUUAUAUUUAUUAAUUGGAAAUCCGUAAAAAUUUGCGUGGUUAUUUUUUUAAAUUGCUGGAAAUUUAAUUUGUAACAUGUUAUAUGGUGAAAUUAAUGUUUAAAAAAACAUUGUAAAAACCCAAAUUUCAAACCAGUUUCUAAUAAAAGGAAAAAAGUGUUCUCAAGUACUUAAUUUUUUUUUGAAAAAAAGUGUUCUCAUAAACAAGAAUCUUGAGGAAAAAAAGUGUGUGAAAUUUAUAUAAAAAUCGCAGCAUUUAGAAAAUUAAGUUAGUUAUAAAACUUAACAAUUCACAGAAUCAAUGUAAAGAGAAAGAAAAAGGAAACGGAUAUCAAAAAUGGAAGGAAAUUUCAGUAAGCAAUCUCUUAAAAUCUUCACUAUGUUAUUUCUCGUUUGGAUUCCUCUAACCUAUGCUUUUCCCUCACCCUCUACCGAUGAUAAUAUGAUCCAUAAUAAUAAUUACGAUAUGAUUAUGCCCGAUGAUCAUGAACCCGCUGAGUCUAUGCAUUUUCAAAAUUUCGAUGGUUUCUUUAAUGCCGAGGUAGUGGCCAACGAUGCCAUGUCUGAAAUGGAAAUGGAUGAGAGUCGUAAUUCGCCUAAGAUACGUGCUCCUCAAGCUUUGAAUGCUAAAGAGAAACGUUUACGGGAACAACUUGAAGAAUUGGAUGUACAGCGUGAAAAACGUAUACAAAGAUCAUUGACUAAAGGAUCCACUCGUCCACGUGCAAAUGUUAACGAUUGGGAUCAAUUUGAUUAUGAAAUGUUUGUGAAACAUCGUUAAAAUGUUUUGUGUUUUUUCAUAACGAGUUUUGUUACAAUAAAUUGAGGGUUUGUUUUUUUUUUGUUUUUUAUUAUUUAUUUAUUUUAAAUUAUUAAAUAAAGUUUAAGUUUAUUAUUAUUAUUUUAUAAGUUGCAAAUGAAAGGA
Molecule: messenger RNA, 1098 nt
Organism: Lucilia cuprina (Australian sheep blowfly)
Lineage: Eukaryota; Metazoa; Arthropoda; Insecta; Diptera; Calliphoridae
Exons: 2
Coding region: 511-954 (147 amino acids)
Source: RefSeq, a predicted model, not a curated record